CCAACAACCUCACAAGGUUCCUACCUCUGAAGAUGUGAAGCUUCCUAGUGUUGAAGAUGCCCUCCUUCCUACUCCGGAAGAUGGGAAUGGGUAUAGAGUUAUUUGUAAAACGAUGUUACAUUUGUUAGAGGAUUGGAAGAAGACAGAAAUUGAGGGGGUGGGAUGCAAGGUCAGGCCUCCCAUGAAAUGUAACAUAAGUCUGGUUGGUGAUGAAGGGGACAACGAGGCUACUGCCACGGUUUGGAAACCAGAUGCUGAAGGUAAAGGGUGCAGACUUAAGCGGGCUGCGACACCAUUGUUGAGUCCAUUCACCGAUCCCUCCAGGAAAAAGAGGAAGGUUACUGAUUUGCAUGCACAGACACCUCAGCCCCGUUUUGAUCCAACAAAACCCGUGGCCAUGGACGAUGUGAAGGCUAUCAUACAACUUUGCAGGGCUUGGAAAACUGACAUCAGUGCGGAGCUGGAGCUCUAA
Molecule: messenger RNA, 472 nt
Organism: Prunus persica (peach)
Lineage: Eukaryota; Viridiplantae; Streptophyta; Magnoliopsida; Rosales; Rosaceae
Exons: 2
Coding region: 113-472 (119 amino acids)
Source: RefSeq, a predicted model, not a curated record